Molecule: messenger RNA, 1494 nt
Organism: Rattus norvegicus (Norway rat)
Lineage: Eukaryota; Metazoa; Chordata; Mammalia; Rodentia; Muridae
Gene: Mucl3
Product: mucin like 3
Exons: 3
Coding region: 28-1440 (470 amino acids)
Cellular component (GO): cytoplasm; plasma membrane
Source: RefSeq, marked validated
GUCCCUGAGCAGCCUACCAGCUCUGACAUGGCUCAGAUGACCAGUGGCCUCUAUCCUAUGUUUGGCUUCUUCAUCUGCCUCCUCUUCCUUCCGGCUUCUUGGGAGGCAGGUGCUAACACAUUUCAAGAACUUCAAAAGACUGGCGAACCUUCAAUAUUCGAUCAUUUACUCCCUCUUACUCCAGGUCUUACUCGCAGAGCUCUUUCUGACCACAAAAACUCAGGGCAGCAUCCUCCAGAUCUCCCCAAGUCUACAGCAACCCAGAAGCCUAAAAGACAGUGCAAUACGGUCCGCCUUGUCAAACCAGUGCACAAACCUAUAGACGACGCCAAAGCCGCAGACUACGGAAACACCACUGUUGGUCAUGAACCAUUUCCCGCUUCAGAGAAGAACCUCAGCAGCCAAGGAAAACAUCCGAUGGCCCGGAACGAACGCUCAGCUGAUGACCAUGGAUCCACUAACUCAGAGAAGAGAUCAGAUGGAGGACAUUCGACCUCAGCACCCAUGAGAAAAAUAUCCUGUAAGCCUGUAACGAGGACAUCAGGUACACCAGUGAGUUCCACGGAGACCAGCACCAAAUUAAGGACAACCUCACAGAAGCCCGAAACUUCUUCCCAUGACUCAGAUCUCAUUAGAAAAAGCACUUCUUUGCCAGUGAAGUCCACGGAAGUCUCAAGGACCUCAUACAGGACUCCAAGAUCACUAGGAGCUGAACGCCACACAAUUCCAUUUACCUCAGACAAGUCUAUCCAGUUGACUAUAGAACACACCAAAGAGGCCACAAGAUCCCAGUCAACGCCCACUAAAUAUGAAAGAGAGACCAGGUCAGCUAGUGAGCGUAUCUCGAGAGCCCACGUGCCUCCUGUAGAAAACCAUACCCCAUCAGCUGGUGAAACUACGACACAGGUCUCAGCAAAGUCCACAAAACACACAGAAGAGGCCACCACAUCAACCACCGAGAAAGCCACAAAAGCCCCAGAGAGACCCACAGUAAACUUGAACACCACAGGAUUGGUCAAGGCCAUGGAAAACACGUCUACUGCUCCCUCUCCUCACCUCCAUAAAACCGAGACCGCACACCAAGGGAUCACUGGCUCUUUGACAUCCAGAAUGGACCUGAGACCCAUCACGUCAGAAGCUCACCACCUCCAGCAGAACACCCACAGCUUACCUGGAGGCCUCCACUCUGUUCAAGAGAGGGAGGGAAGUAAUUCUUUCCCUGCGUGGGCUAUAGUUGUUGUGAUCCUCAUGGCUGUGAUUAUUCUGCUGAUUUUCCUUGGUCUGAUCUUUUUGGUCUCCUGUGCAUCACGAGCACGACACCAACUGACGCAGAACUCAGAGGAUGCAGAGCCCGAGGACAAAGGGGGCCGCAAUUCCUACCCAGUCUACCUGAUGGAGCAACAGAAUUUGAAUCUAAACCAGAUCUCUUCCCCACCAUGACCGCAAGACCAGCAUCCCUAGAUCUUCCAGGCUUUGCCCCUUUCCUGGAAGAUG